Molecule: messenger RNA, 615 nt
Organism: Octopus bimaculoides (California two-spot octopus)
Lineage: Eukaryota; Metazoa; Mollusca; Cephalopoda; Octopoda; Octopodidae
Product: putative E3 ubiquitin-protein ligase HECTD2
Biological process (GO): protein polyubiquitination
Molecular function (GO): ubiquitin protein ligase activity
Source: RefSeq, a predicted model, not a curated record
AUGACAAUGGAUGCUAUGAACUGUGCCACGUUUGUGUUUCGUCGAGCCAAGCAAAAAAUCCAAGACUUCCUUCACAACACAAUUGAACCUCCUGCUCCUCCUCCUUCUCCUCCGCCUCCUCCUCCUCGUGGACGUCUUCACAUGUUGUCCAGCUUCUUUCGGAGCGCCCUGCCGCCACGCCUGCACUCCCGUCACCAAUCAGUGACCUCUCCAAGCCUGACGUUGACUCCGAACUCUCCGUCGAAGGUAUGCUUUGAUCAACAGACAGCAGGCGGCCCCGACAACAUCAAUGGCGCGUCUCGCCAGAAUCGUAUGCGACGCCGGCGACGGGGCCACAAGAGCGCAGAAAUUCUUCCUCCAAUUCGGCCACACUCAGAAAAGAGUUCGCUUCUUUCAAAAGAAAAGGAUGCCAAUCCAAAAGAGAUCACUGAUGACGCCGGCCCCACAGGAUCAGCACAGGCAUGCAUCUCUGAAGAAAGCAAUGAUGAUGGUGGGAAUACGUCACAGUAUCGUCACAGUCCAACUGUGAUGAAGGCAAGACAGCUCCGCUACGUAUCAGAGAGAACGCCUGAAUCUCUCAGCGGUAGCUUCCCAUCUUUCUACCCAGCCGCUUAG